GCCAGCGCCAGACCUUUUAUGAAACAGUUGUCGUUGUACAUUUGGUUUGUGUAGUAAACACUGACAUACUUGAGAGUUUCCUUCUCUUCUCAGGAAGAGUGAUAAUGGCUCCUACGAAGAGAAGCCUCUCCCUGUUUCUCUGGUUGGCCCUCAUAUCGACGAGCUCCUCAGACUACACUCCUAACUCCAUUUUGUGCGAUGACAUUCCUGCUAUCUGUGAAAAGAAUGGUCUUCCAUACGAAAGCAAUAACGAAACCAUAUGCGGGUCGCUGGACAGAUAUCUGAACCCUGCUGUAUGCAACUGCGGCCACAAAUGUAUGGGAUCGAUAGGUGAAGGGAAGAGUUGUUCCACUUCUUCGGUAAUGAUGUUCCCUGAAGAGGUCUGCGGGAAUCAGCUCGAAUGCAUCUCCAGCGAGACUUCCGGAAAAAACGCUAAAUGUACACCCAAUACAGCACACGAAUGCAUUUUCUUGGCCGUCGAAUACGAUGCGGCCAUGGAAGAGGGCACAGUCGGUCCGGGACAGUACAGACCAAAUUGUAACGACGAUGGCUCCUACGCAGGGCGUCAGUGCAGCCCCGGAAGCUCGUGUUAUUGCGUUGACAAGGGCAAUACCCGGCUCUUCGGGGAGGCUUCCGUUACCGAGUUCGACGGAAUGGACUGUGAGUGCGCCAUCUACUGGUCAGACACACAAAGCCGAGGUCUCACUGAAGGACUCCGGUGCCUCGUGAAUGGUAACUUUGACCCGCUGUUUUGUGUUGACGGCCUCUGCUACUGCUACGACCACGAGAAAGGUUCCAUUGACGGUCCUUACUCAGACACCGGGAUCACAGACAUGCCAUGUUACGACAGCUCGGUCCACAACCCCAAUUACACCAACAUCUGCAGUCAGGCUCAGAUUGACUGGGACAACAGAGCGGAUAAUAGGACCAUCAUUGUUGAUCAGCACAGAAGACCGGAUUGCGAUCAUUCAGGUUACUACGCUCCUGUGCAGAUUACGGGGCCAUACGCUUAUUGCGUUGACCCUUACGGUGACCUCAUCGAAAACUUCACUGCUCCCUUAUAUAGUGCUGACGAGAUGACCUGCAAUUGUGCAAGAAGAAGGUAUUUCAUGGAGAAGAGUGGCCUGGGCGCUUCGAAACCGAAGUGCUGCUCGAAUGGAGAGUACUUCCCUUACCAGAAGAGGGGCCUCCAAGCCUACUGCGUUGAUAACAACGGCAAUCAGAGAGGAAACGCGACGCCCAUAACCGAUCUCGAGUCCCUGGUCGAGACUUGCACUUACACAGCUCCUUGUCCCGAAGACAUCCCAUUCGCUCUCUUCUAAGUGCCUUACUUGAAUAUUUAGGAUAAGGCAGUGGUUCCAACCUGUGGGGCGCGCCCCCCCUGGGGGGGCUAGAAGGGCUGCCAGGGGUGUGGGGAAGUGGGCGCCAAUGCUUGAUGAAGUGGAUAAUUGUAUCUGAAAACGAUUGAUUAUGAUGGAAUUCAGAAUUUCAAAAUACUGAGAAAAUAUUUCAGAUAUAAAUAUGAAAUUUAGUUGUCUAAAUAUAUAAACUAUUUCAAAU
Macrobrachium nipponense is the source of this 1560-nucleotide messenger RNA. RefSeq lists its product as uncharacterized. Lineage: Eukaryota; Metazoa; Arthropoda; Malacostraca; Decapoda; Palaemonidae. The transcript has 10 exons. The coding region runs from base 105 to 1322 and encodes 405 amino acids. The record is from RefSeq and is a predicted model, not a curated record.